Messenger RNA from Mizuhopecten yessoensis (Yesso scallop), 1238 nucleotides. Its product is annotated as short transient receptor potential channel 6-like. NCBI's taxonomy places the organism in Eukaryota, Metazoa, Mollusca, Bivalvia, Pectinida, Pectinidae. The record is from RefSeq and is a predicted model, not a curated record. Gene Ontology annotation, biological process: manganese ion transport; calcium ion transmembrane transport; regulation of cytosolic calcium ion concentration. Bases 48 to 1187 code for a protein of 379 amino acids. Gene Ontology annotation, molecular function: inositol 1,4,5 trisphosphate binding; store-operated calcium channel activity; protein binding. The transcript has 7 exons. Gene Ontology annotation, cellular component: cation channel complex; membrane.
GCUAGUGCAGUCGUACUCCAUGAAGUGGUGCCGCUUCUGUGACAAAUAUGGCCAAGAAUGUACGAGUACGGGCACGACAAAAUGACCAGCUGGACUCCAACAUGCCUUACAGGACUGCCCGAGACAAGCGAAAUCUGUCCAGGUUAAACCUAACUGGGGACAAGUCCAACGGUAUACAUAGAUCGUUAUCCUCAGUGGAAGAAGAGUUUAUAUUUGCUGCCGAGUUUGGAGACAUUCCAUCUGUUAAGAGGAUCCUAGAGGAGAAUCUGACGUUUAACGUCGACUUCAGUGAUAUUAUCGGCAGGACGCCUCUGCGCCUUGCUGUGGGAAAUGAACACCUUGAGGUCGUCGAGCUACUUCUUGAUCGGUCAAACCUGGCGAACAUCCACGAGGCACUUCUGCAGGCCAUCAGUGCCGGUCACGAACAGAUCGCAGAGACCAUUCUUAAGCAUCCUAAGUACAGAGACGUUAAAAGGGAUAACAAGCGAUUCGGAGAAACAGAUUACUUUUUUAAUACCACUAACGAGGAUUCACCGUUUUCCGCUGACAUAACGCCACUGAUACUGGCAGCGGAGAGAAAUCAGUUCGAGAUCAUACAGUUGCUUUUACUCCGCGGAGAGAACAUAAAUAAACCCCACCAUUACUACUGUAAUUGUCAGGAGUGUAGUAACAAACUUCAGUUUGACCAAUGGCGGCUCGCGAAAACGAGGCUCAAUGCUUACCGUGGCCUAGCAAGCAGUGCCUAUAUAUCACUCUCCAGUAAGGACCCUAUUCUGACCGCGUUUGAAUUAGCAAGAGAACUUAGAGGGGUCGCUAAAGUGGAAAAGUAUUACAAAAAUGAAUACCUUGGUUUGGCGGACCAGCUCAGUAUAUAUGUGGUCAAACUACUGGACAAGGUCAGGGGUCACGAUGAGCUUGAAAAGCUGCUCAACAAGAAGGGCCCCGACUGUGAGGAUGAUACUUACGAACUAUUGGCCAGACUCAAACUAGCCAUUCACUACAAUGAGAAAAAGUUCGUCGCCCAUCCAAGUUGUCAACAGAAACUGGUCAGCAUUUGGUACGAUGACCUCCGUUCUCUUGAGAGGUCUAAUUGGUUUUUUCGGAGUAUGAUGGUCAUUAGUAUUACAUUUUGCUAUCCCAUAUUAGCAAUUAUCUACUGGUUCAUUCCUAAGUCAAAGCAACGUUGACGCCUUGAAGGACGAAAAAGCUGUAUGAUGCAAUGUAAUUAUGUUUUGGCA